Zalophus californianus (California sea lion) is the source of this 2269-nucleotide messenger RNA. RefSeq names its product sclerostin (gene SOST). Gene Ontology annotation, biological process: negative regulation of BMP signaling pathway; negative regulation of Wnt signaling pathway; ossification. The record is from RefSeq and is a predicted model, not a curated record. Gene Ontology annotation, molecular function: BMP binding. The transcript is spliced from 2 exons. NCBI's taxonomy places the organism in Eukaryota, Metazoa, Chordata, Mammalia, Carnivora, Otariidae. Bases 9 to 650 code for a protein of 213 amino acids.
CUGGCACCAUGCAGCUUUCUCUUGCCCUGUGUCUUGUCUGCCUGCUGGUGCAUGCAGCCUUCCGUGUGGGGGCCGGCCAGGGGUGGCAGGCCUUCAAGAACGAUGCCACAGAGAUCAUCCCCGAGCUGCGCGAGUACCCCGAGCCUCCGCCGGAGCUGGAGAACAACAAGACCAUGAACCGGGCGGAGAACGGAGGGAGGCCCCCUCACCAUCCCUUUGAGACCAAAGACGUGUCCGAGUUCAGCUGCCGCGAACUGCACUUCACCCGCUACGUGACGGACGGGCCCUGCCGCAGCGCCAAGCCGGUCACCGAGCUGGUGUGCUCGGGUCAGUGCGGCCCGGCGCGCCUGCUGCCCAACGCCAUCGGCCGCGGCAAGUGGUGGCGCCCGAGCGGGCCCGACUUCCGCUGCAUCCCCGACCGCUACCGCGCGCAGCGGGUGCAGCUGUUGUGCCCCGGGGGCGCGGCGCCGCGCGCGCGCAAAGUGCGCCUGGUGGCCUCCUGCAAGUGCAAGCGCCUCACCCGUUCCCACAACCAGUCCGAGCUCAAGGACUUCGGGCCCGAGGCCGCGCGGCCGCAGAAGGGCCGAAAGCCGCGGCCCCGCGCCCGGGGCGCCAAAACCAACCAGGCCGAGCUGGAGAACGCCUAUUAGAGGCCGCCCGCCGCGCCGCGCUCCCCGACCCGCGCCCCGGCCCAGGCGCCCGGGGUUCUGCCCUCGGCGCGCGGUCUGAUUGUUUGUAUCUCAUUGUAAAUGUCUGCAACCCCGGGCAGGGGGCUGAGACCUUCCGGGCUUCCGCAGGAGGCAGCCAGGCCCUGCGGAUCCCGGGGCGGGGAGGGCCAGAAGAGCCCCCGUCCCCACUCUCCCGCGUCCGAGGGGGUCCCGCAGGGCAGGGGAGGGCGCUGAGAGUCACACACACUGAGCCACGCAGCCCCGCCCACCGGGGCCGCCCACCUUUGCUGGUCCCACUUCAGAGGGAGGCAGGAAAGCAAGCCUUUCACCGCCCAGGGGUUCUAAGGGAGCGCUGGGGAAUGAGAAAAGUCCGGGGACUGGUUAAGAAAGUUCGAUAAGAUUCCUCCCCCACUCCUCUGCCCCUCAUAAAGCCUUUAGUGCCUUGUUGUGCCAAGAACACAGGACUGGGGUCCGCAGAUAGGGUUCCCAGUCCGGACUCUGCCACUAACUUGCUGGAUGACCUUGGACCACACUCUUCUCUUUCUGUCCCGAGUCUGUCCUCAAUUUCCUCUUUGGAAAAUGAAGGUGGGGCUGGGAUUUGUAUCUCGAGGAAUCUACUGUCACAUGAUUCCAAGGCCUUGGGUGCCUUUUGAAUGGGCAAAGGAGAGAGAGAGAGGUUGGAUUGGAUUACCGCCAUGGUCACCUCCAGAAUUCAGAGUUGUAAUCCUCUGAUCUGACAACCAAAGAUGAAAAACAAGUGUGGUGUUGGGGGAGGGGGGGAGUCUUUUUUAUGGCUGACAAAACCGUGGAAGAAGCUGUGUUCUUUCCAGUCUGGCCUCCCCAGAUGUUUCCCUACCUCGACCCCUCCACCUCAAAGGAUGCAGAAACAAAUCCACCAGUUGGGAUAGAGAAGGAGAAGGUCCCAAGGCUGGGGCGGGAGGGGAGGACGGGGGGAAGGGCAGGGAGUAGAGCUCGGACAGAAAUCACCGCCCCCCCAUUCCGAAAGAACAGCACCCCCCACCACGGCCAUAUUUUAAAGUCACCUUCUGCAGAGAAGCUCAAGGUCCCAGGACACCGGGCUUGCAGGCCCAAGGGAGAAGCCAGCACCCAUUCAAAGACCAGCAGAUCCCUUUGCAGGCACCUCCUCCUGCCUACCACUUACAGACACGAUUCUGUCUAGAAGCUAGCUUCUUACUGCUGUUACCUGUGACGGCGCACCUUACGUUAAAAUACUACUACUUGGGGAAAAAUUACAAGUGCUGUAUAUAUGCUGAGAAAACCGCAAGACCAGUUAGCUGUCAUCCAAAAAUCUUUCUGAAAGUCAUUUCCAGACAUCUCUUACUUUCUGUGUAGUUUUUAAUUGUUAAAAGCAAAAAAAGAAACUUUUUUUUUUUUUUAAACAGAAGCACAUACCACGUGAAAGCCUGCCGGGCUGGCCAUUUUUGCAAUCCUUUCAUGUGGGGUUUGUCCACAAGAAUGAGAGUCGUGGUUCUUAAAAAGAGUUAAGUUACCUAUUUAUUUUCUCACUUAAGUUAUUUAUGCAAAAGUUUUUUCUUGUAGAGAAAUGACAACGUUAAUAUUGCUUUAUGAAAUACCAGUCU